Caenorhabditis remanei is the source of this 639-nucleotide messenger RNA. RefSeq lists its product as uncharacterized. Lineage: Eukaryota; Metazoa; Nematoda; Chromadorea; Rhabditida; Rhabditidae. The record is from RefSeq and is a predicted model, not a curated record. The coding region runs from base 1 to 639 and encodes 212 amino acids. The transcript has 3 exons.
AUGCCCAUCAUCACCUUCGUCGUUGGCUAUAUUUAUUUGGUAUUCGGAUCUUUUAAAACUUUCCAACUGAUUGGUUUCGGAUUUAAAUUCUCCUGCAUUUUAUCUGCAAUUCUCGCAAUAAUUUUCUCUUGGCACAUUUACAAAAUCGCCAAAGCUACAUCUGGAAACUUGGUUUGCCCUCGGACCUUCGCACUUCAAAUGCUUCUCACUCAUUUUUCGAUGAUUGUUGUCAUAAUAGCAAUAGCAUCAUUGGCAUGGCUUCCUCAGACAUCGGCAACAAAAUCAGUAUCGUUCGCUCUUUUUCUAUUUUUCGGAUACUUAUUGAAUAUUGGAGCCGGAACUUUCCCAACAUUUUCUGUCGCUGACCCUUUCUAUUGGAAUCAAAAUCGUUCAAUUUCCCCGUCGUAUGAUAGAGCUUUGAAGUCGGUUUUGCUUGGAGUAUCGUCUUACUGUUUCGCUCAAUUGACAUUUUUGUGGCACUCGGUAGCUACGAUGGGUUUUAUCUUCGUUGACGUUGUACUGAUGGCUCAUUACUGGGAGAUUGCAGGAGUUGAUGAUUGGGAGGAGCCACGAAGAGAAGAAAAUAAUGAAAUUUUGAUCCAAGAAAAUGAUAUUGUAGAGGAUUUACAUAUGGAUUAG